AUGCGCUCUGUUCACAUUUCGCUGAACGUCCAGAAGUGCGCGGUGCUCCUUUUCACACCCUCUAGUUACCCUUCGAGCCCUGUGACGAUCGAUCUCAAGGUUGCUUCCGAGUCCAUCCGCCAGACGAACCUGCUGAAAUACCUCGGUGUCUGGUAUGAGGGACACUUGGACUGGGCCCACCAUCUGGAGGUUGUCAGCCAAAAAGCCACGAAGGCAUGUAGCCUUCUCUAUCGCUGCUCCAGCACCCGUAUUGGGAUGCGCAGAAACGCCCUCCUGCUCGUUUACAAGUGCUACAUCCGUCCUGUCCUGGAAUUCGGCUGCGUCCUUUUCUCCCACCUCCCUGAUUACCGCCUCCGAAGGCUCUUCAUCAUCGAGAGGAAGGCGCUACGUCUCUGUUUGGGCCUCCCUAAAUACACCUCGAAUCAAGCACUAUACUGCGAAGCACGCAUCCUCCCUCUGAAAUCACGUUUCCGUGUCCUGACAAUUAACACUUUCCUCUCCCUGUGCCAGAGCCCUUUGUCUUUGAGGCACAAUGAAGCCCUCAGGGACAUGCGUUAUUGGCUGGAUAGGCGAUGGCGCAAAUCAAACACCCCGCAGCUGGCCUUCGCCGAGCUUUUACUGAAACCUUUGGGUGUGUCGCUGACAGACGUCCCUCCGCCUUGCUGCCCCCUCUUCUGCCCAUCUGUGAAGGUUGAGGAUGCCUUUCAACCCGGCACCAGUUUUACAGACCACAACAAGCUUGAGGUAAUCCUCAAUCGCCACAUUGACCGCUUUCCUGAACACCUGGUGGUAGCAACUGACGCGUCCGUGUCUGGUCAGCGCGCCGGCGUGGGCCUCGUUUUCCCCCGUCUUGAUGGUCACUUCCCCAUCCGCCUCCCUGACUACAUCCCAGUCUUUGAGAGCGAAUUCCUCGCUAUUGUUCUGGCUCUUAGGAUGGUCCCUGCCCGCUAUUGCAAGACGCUGCUCCUAUCAGACUCCCUAUCAGUCAUCUCAUCUCUGGCGAACCCGUCUAGCCCACUGCUGCAAUUGCUUGCCUCCCUCACUCCGCCCCACAUCUCCGAGGUCGUGCUAACGUGGAUCCCCGGACACAAGGGCCUCACGCUCAAUGAAGCAGCCGACAGCCUGGCGAAGAUCUCCCUUACUGGGCCCAUCAUCGAUACCUUGCCACCGCUUCCCCAAAUCGUUAAAUCCAGAUACCGGAGAUUCUUGGAGCUUUCAGCGUGCCGCUCACUUCCCCCCAGAUACGACCACCUGUCAUCUCCAUGGCAGCCCGACUGCUGCUCCUCGCGCCUCAUAGAGGUAUUCUUAACGCGCGCCCGGUGCCUUGCCCUCCCACUAAACUUCUACCUGCAUCGGGCCGGCGUCCACGAUUCGCCAUUGUGCCCACACUGUGGACAGGACGAAACAGUGGAACACUUCUUCCUCCACUGUCGCCUCUACGAUCGACUUCGCCAGAACUAUCUGGUUCGCCCUCUGAAAAUGCAAGGCGCCCCCCUCUGCCUAGACUCUCUUCUAUCGUUCGGGUCUUCGCAUGCUGGGAGGUGGAACUGGACGGUAGCAUCUAGUGUGGCUGCCUUCAUGACUCUUAGCCAGCGCUUUUGA
Molecule: messenger RNA, 1602 nt
Organism: Ornithodoros turicata
Lineage: Eukaryota; Metazoa; Arthropoda; Arachnida; Ixodida; Argasidae
Exons: 1
Coding region: 1-1602 (533 amino acids)
Molecular function (GO): nucleic acid binding; RNA-DNA hybrid ribonuclease activity
Source: RefSeq, a predicted model, not a curated record